Molecule: messenger RNA, 1979 nt
Organism: Bradysia coprophila
Lineage: Eukaryota; Metazoa; Arthropoda; Insecta; Diptera; Sciaridae
Gene: Drip
Product: aquaporin homolog protein drip
Biological process (GO): transmembrane transport
Cellular component (GO): plasma membrane
Molecular function (GO): channel activity
Source: RefSeq, a predicted model, not a curated record
CACUUUAUUGAGUCACUUGUAUAGAUCGUGCAUUUAACCGAAUUCAUUGUAAUAAAAGGAAUAUGAAAAUAACGUCAACAAAAAUGCUGUAAUAUAACCGCUGAGACGCAUUAAAUUGUGGAUAUAAGAAAAAGAUUUAUUACCCGUGGCGGAAACAUUUCGUUAGAGAUAUUUAAAAAAAAAUGUAUGAAUUGAUUACGAGAUGAUGUUUAUGAUUUUAAGAAGCUCUGUCUAAAUUUAGACUGCGAAUGCUAAUACGUAAGGAAUUUUUACUUGAAAAUAUUCUAUGAAGAUUCGUCAAGCAAAAACGUUGUCAUAAAUUAAACAACAAAUUACGUUUCUCGUCUAAUGAGUCGUCAUUAAAUUGCAAUUAUAGAACAAACUUUUGACUUGAUUUCUAUUACAUGUUUUAAGCCCAAAUCCUCGGUCAAACCUUAGCAGUUAGAACAUAAAUCCAUCAUUUUCUUGAAAAUUAAAACGAAAUGCUACCUAACUUCGGUUAAAAAAACCAAUUAGGCCAAAGUGAUCAAAUUGCUUGAUAAGUUACUUAACAGACAUCCCACAUUCAAUUCUAGAUAACUCUUCAGCAUAGUAUUGAAUAAGAAGUUCAGUGUACCGAUAUUCACGUUCACAUUCAAUUCACGAAAAUUGAACAUCGGCUUCUUUCAUCAUGCGAAUGCUAGUUUCAAUUGGGGCUCUUCUGUUCCUGCGAAUGACGUGUUUCACUUUAGCCGUAAAUUCUAUUAACUGGUCUGGAUAUGAGUGGUUCAUACGUGAUGCCAAGAACCAAGGCCCUGGUCCAAAUAAUUGGACAUCGACCAAUGUUUGGGUUGAUACUCACAACCGCCUUCACUUAAAAGUAGCUUAUUCGCCAUCAUCAGGAUGGUCAUGUGCGAAGUUACAAACAAACGUUAAUUUCGGAUUUGGAACUUAUAGAUGGUUCAUUCAGGGAGCUAUUGACAAAUUCGACCCAAAUAUCGUUCUUGGUCUCUUCACUUAUGGUGGUGUUGAUUACAUCAAUGAAAUUGAUAUUGAAAUCGCUAAGUGGGGUCGAAAUCAGUCUUCAAAUUUAUUUUAUACUGUCUAUCCGAGUGAUCUGAAUGGCAGCAAAUCCGUUUCGUCGGAAAUACAAAUGAUCUUACAAGGCACAUACACAACGCACCAAUUCAAUUGGACUAAAGAUUAUGUUCGCUUUCAAAGUCAACACGGCUUCAAAAGUUCACCAACGGAGAACGUUUUCUUUUCCUAUCAAACUCCUGCAAAUUUUACCCACAGCAUGCCCGUUAUUCGUGUUCCGUUGCACAUGAAUUUAUGGAUGUUUAAAGGUCGACCACCCACUGAUGGAAAAGAAGUGGAAAUAGUAGUUAAUGAUUUUCAAUAUGAGGAAGAGUUGUCUGUGGAUUGAUGAUGAAAUGGUGCUACGGGAAUCAUUGAAAAAUGUUAGACUUGAAGUUAACGUGAAUAAAAAUUGUAUUCAAAGUCAGUAUGAAUCCUACUUUUCUAAAAAAAACCGUUAAUAUGUCUACAGUUUUGUCUAGCCUUUGACUGACUUUGUUUGGAAGUCAAAUCAAUACGUUUACCAUAAAAUUGUAUCAGUUCUGUCAAGUUGCCGAUAAGUUCUUCCGGGGUUCGAUUCUUUCGUUGUACUGAUUUCUGUGAUGAUCAUUAAGAGAUAAGACAUUUUUCAGGGAUUAUACUUAAAUGACAAAUAAGUGUAAUUAACUGCAAUUAUUGAGCGAAUCUCGAACUUGAUUUUACAGAUCUUAAUGAGUUGUGCUCAUCAUUGAAAUUACAUUGAGCAUUUUUGUAUAGAUUAAAUCACAAUUAUGAGUACAACAAUUGUGGUUGUAAUAGUGCCUAAUAAAAUUGUCAUUAAAACUUACGUUACUGUAGAGUGUACAGUACAUUUUGUCGAUUAGUAACUAACAAAAAAAAAUGAAACGGAAUAUUAAAAGUCAAUAUGCAAAUUAUUACACCCA